Messenger RNA from Hyaloscypha bicolor E, 1461 nucleotides. RefSeq lists its product as uncharacterized. Lineage: Eukaryota; Fungi; Ascomycota; Leotiomycetes; Helotiales; Hyaloscyphaceae. The transcript is spliced from 7 exons. The record is from RefSeq and is a predicted model, not a curated record. The coding region runs from base 1 to 1461 and encodes 486 amino acids.
AUGGAUGACUAUCUAUUUCGAUUCAACAUCGAGAAGUGCAGAUAUAUUAAUGAGGAGACUCGAUGCUUAGAGAUGUUUAAUUAUUCAGACCCUCUUUAUGACACUGUGGUUGAGCAAUCGCUACCACUCAAUCAAUUUACUGAUUUCCUCUCGCAGAAGGGAGCGUUUGAGCAACCGAAAAUUCCAGAUGGUAUGACUCAGCUUGCUGGUUUUAGAAUGAUUCUGCAACAAAAUGUACUACACCCCGAAGUUUUCGACCCCUCCGUCAUUAGCCUCCCACCUGAUAUAUACUCUAAAAUGAUGACCGAGUUGCAUCUUCCUUACAAAGGUAUAGAAGGAUCAAGCACUGUGGGCCCAUUCUUCUGGUCUGCAAUCGAUGAUGAUGACAAGCACAUCUUCCAAAUCAUAUAUCGUAAAUCCGAUGUUACAAAGAAAGUCCAUACCAGGGCCUGGGAGCUCCUGUUAUCGUUUAAUGUGCUAACAGGCAUCACUACGGCAUUCUGCAAAGCAAGCCCAAAGUCGCACAUUAUUGAUAGCAUUAAACAUCUCAAAGCAUCGUCCCAGCAAAUCGGUCAUCCUAUACUCUUUCCCAUCAUCAUCUUUAGCCACUAUUACUCGGCGAGGUUAGAAGUCCAGCAACGAGAUGCAAGACUCGGGUUGCGCAAGAUCGAAAUGGCUCUUAAUUUUAUACCGGAUAAGUAUGAAAGUGAACUUGUCGUGGGCGGCAUGGUGGUUGAAAACAGCGACGAUUAUUUCGACGAGAAUAAGAUUAUUGACUUUGAUCGUAUUAAUAGAGAUCUGGUCGAGACACACACCAAAACACUGUCGCACAGUCCAGCUGCUUAUCUACGAGUACUAGAUGGGUUCAAAGAGGCUAUGAAUUUAUUUGAGAUGCAAAGGGUUGCCAUUCAGUGCAAGUGGCCAGAGCUUACUCAUUCCAAAUUCGCAUCCCGCAUCGGUUUCUACCGAAAGAAGGUACAGGGUCAAGGAUAUUACCAGUCUAGCACCCUGCAAAGGUUGGAGGCUCAGCGGAAUGCCCUCUCUGUGUCCUGCGGACAAAUAGAUAAUAGAGUGAGCUUUCAAAUAGCUGAAGCUCAGACGAAGCUAGCCUAUUCAAACAAACGAGAAGCUGUAUCGCAAAAAGUGAUUGCGAUACUGGGAACGGUAUUUCUUCCAGGCGCCUAUCUGUCCUCACUGUUCAGCAUGACAUUCUUCGACUGGCAAUCAAGCAAGUCUAACGAACUUUACGUGUCGCCACUCUUCUGGAUCUACUGGGCCAUAUCGAUCCCUCUGACAAUCGCCGUCGUCGGCACUUACAUUCUAUGGGACCGGAGACUGUCCAUAAAGGCACACAAAGAAGACGAAAUGAUCGAAAUACGGAUGCUAGAUAUGAAGAGAAUUUCUCAAAAUCAAGCUGUAACGAGCAGGAGUGUUGUAAAUGGUUGCAUCCAGAGAGCCUAA